This is a messenger RNA of Coccomyxa subellipsoidea C-169, 463 nucleotides long. RefSeq names its product ribosomal protein 60S. Gene Ontology annotation, cellular component: cytosolic large ribosomal subunit; ribosome. The transcript has 3 exons. The record is from RefSeq and is a predicted model, not a curated record. The coding region runs from base 35 to 376 and encodes 113 amino acids. NCBI's taxonomy places the organism in Eukaryota, Viridiplantae, Chlorophyta, Trebouxiophyceae, Coccomyxaceae. Gene Ontology annotation, biological process: cytoplasmic translation; translational elongation. Gene Ontology annotation, molecular function: protein kinase activator activity; structural constituent of ribosome; ribonucleoprotein complex binding.
CUGCAAUUGCUGCCGGAGCUUAAUAUCUUUCAGGAUGUCGACUUCUGAGCUAGCGUGCGUUUACGCUUCCCUGAUCCUGCACGAUGACGGCCUGGACAUCACGGGUGACAACAUCACCACCCUUAUCAAGGCUGCUGGUGUGACUGUGGAGCCUUACUGGCCCGGACUCUUCGCCAAGCUGUUCGAGAAGAGGAGCAUCGGCGACCUGAUCACCAACGUUGGUGCUGGUGGUGGUGGUGCAGUGGCUGCCGGCGGCGGCGGCGGCGGUGCUGCAGCCGGCGGUGGCGGUGCAGCUGCCGAGGAGAAGAAGGAAGAGAAGAAGGACGAGGAGGAGGAGGAGGAGGAUGACGACAUGGGCUUCUCGCUGUUUGACUGAGUGCCAUGAUCUGUUUCCGUGACCGCAUGCGUCUGCGCAGCAUGUUGUGCUGAUGUACAUCGCAUCCUUGUAAUAAUGUUUGUGUUG